This is a messenger RNA of Arachis ipaensis, 644 nucleotides long. Lineage: Eukaryota; Viridiplantae; Streptophyta; Magnoliopsida; Fabales; Fabaceae. The record is from RefSeq and is a predicted model, not a curated record.
GCUCAUUGUGUGUGUCAACACUUGGGCGGACUUCUCUUGACAGUCCCUGUCAUAAGCAAUCAGAUCAAGUGAUUCAUUCACAGACUCUACACAACUUGGCCACCAUGGGAAGUGAGUCACCCACCAAUCCAAACUCUAUUAGUGAAGGGAAUAGAACCGUUUAUCCCAUGUCACCACCGGAGAUUGAUAAAAGAACGGCAGAGCAAAAGGCAAUUGAUGAUUGGCUUCCCAUCACUUCUUCCAGGAACGCCAAAUGGUGGUACUCUACUUUUCACAACGUAACUGCUAUGGUUGGCGCUGGUGUCCUCAGCCUUCCAUCCGCCAUGGCAAAUCUUGGAUGGGGUCCGGGUGUGGUUAUCCUGAUACUGUCAUGGGUAAUAACUUUGUAUACGCUGUGGCAAAUGGUUGAGAUGCAUGAGAUGGUACCGGGAAAACGGUUCGACCGGUACCAUGAGCUAGGACAGCAGGCGUUCGGCGAGAAGCUAGGGCUGUGGAUCGUGGUGCCGCAACAACUGAUAUGUGAAGUUGGGGUGGACAUCGUGUACAUGGUGACUGGAGGAAAAUCGUUGCAGAAGGUUCAUAAACUUUUGUGCAAAAAUUGCAAGGACCUCAAGACCUCUUACUUCAUUAUGAUAUUUGUAUAA